Messenger RNA from Nicotiana tabacum (common tobacco), 3009 nucleotides. RefSeq lists its product as uncharacterized. Gene Ontology annotation, molecular function: alpha-L-arabinofuranosidase activity. Gene Ontology annotation, biological process: L-arabinose metabolic process. The record is from RefSeq and is a predicted model, not a curated record. Lineage: Eukaryota; Viridiplantae; Streptophyta; Magnoliopsida; Solanales; Solanaceae.
AAUAACUUUGAAAAGUUCAGUUUGAAGACCCUUUUUCAAGACUUGUUGUUUAGUCAUUUUUAUCACUGAGUUCUCAUUUUCUUGUUUUAUUUAAUUCCUGCACUAUUCUGUUGUUUUUGCUUUUAUUAGCUACCAAAAGUAAUUGUAUUUGUUAGCAGAUAAAUUUUCUUAAAUAAAAGAAACCAUUCUUGAUUUCAACAAGACUCUGGUAUUUGGUUAGCUCCAUUGUCAGCAUUUUUUAUUGAAUUAAAUUGGUGGGGUUGGUUUUUUCCUCUUCUAUUCAAGAAAGAUUGAGUCUUUCUUGGAAAAUUUUACAUUUUUUUGGUGGGGUUCAAUUUUUUCCAUUUCUUUAGAAUUCUUGGUAAGGGAUCAUUGAAAAAGAUGAAAUCUUUAAUCUUCUUCAAGUUGUUAAAAGUGCUGAUUUUUUCUAUGUUAUUUGUGUGUGUUUUGAGUAAGGAGUGUACUAACACUUUUACUCAGUUAUCAUCUCACACUUUUAGAUAUGAUUUAUUGUCCUCAAAUAAUGAAACCUUGAAAAAUGAGAUUUUUAGCCAUUAUCAUUUGACUCCUACUGAUGAUUCAGCUUGGUCUAAUUUACUUCCUAGGAAGAUUUUAAGGGAGGAGGAAGAAUUUAAUUGGAUUAUGAUGUAUAGAAAGAUAAAGAAUUCUGGUGAAUUGAAAGAAAUUGAGGGUUUACUGAGUGAAGUUUCACUUCAUGAUGUGGGAUUAGAGCCUAAUUCAAUGUAUGGAAUUGCUCAACAAACUAAUUUGGAGUAUUUGUUGAUGUUGGAUGUUGAUAGAUUGGUUUGGAGUUUUAGGAAAACAGCUGGUCUUGAGACUGUUGGUGAGCCAUAUGGAGGUUGGGAGGCUCCAAACGGAGAGCUUCGCGGUCAUUUUGUCGGUCAUUACCUUAGUGCCACAGCACAGAUGUGGGCUAGCACCCACAACGACAGUCUUGAAGAGAAAAUGUCUGCUGUUGUUUCUGCACUAUCUGCUUGCCAAGAAAACAUGGGUACAGGUUACCUUUCUGCUUUUCCGUCUGAGCUAUUUGACCGCUUUGAAGCUAUAGAACCAGUUUGGGCACCAUAUUAUACGAUUCACAAGAUAUUGGCAGGUCUUUUGGAUCAGUAUACUUUAGCGGGCAAUGAUCAAGCUUUGAGAAUGACUACGUGGAUGGUUGAUUACUUCUACAAUCGGGUGCAAACUGUGAUUUCGAAAUACACCAUUGAAAGGCAUUGGGAUUCAUUAAAUGAAGAAACUGGCGGCAUGAAUGAUGUUCUUUAUAGGCUGUACAGAGUAACGGGAGAUUCAAAGCACUUAUUGUUGGCUCACCUUUUUGACAAACCAUGCUUUUUAGGGCGCUUAGCUGUCAAGGCUGAUGAUAUAUCAGGUUUUCAUGCAAAUACGCACAUCCCAAUUGUUAUUGGAUCUCAACUGCGUUAUGAGAUUACUGGUGAUCCAAUUUACAAGGAAAUCGGGAUAUUUUUCAUGGAUAUUGUCAAUUCUUCCCACAGCUAUGCAACUGGAGGGACAUCAGUCAAUGAAUUUUGGUCCGAUCCGAAGCGGUUGGCGAGCACACUAAAUACGGAGAAUGAGGAAUCGUGUACAACCUAUAAUAUGCUCAAGGUUUCGCGCCACCUGUUUAGAUGGACCAAAGAAAUGGCAUAUGCUGAUUAUUACGAGCGAGCGUUAACAAAUGGCAUACUCAGCAUCCAAAGAGGAAGUGAUCCUGGAGUGAUGAUAUAUAUGCUUCCACUUCAUCGUGGUGGUUCCAAGGCUCGGAGCUACCAUGGAUGGGGAUCACCGUUUAAUGACUUUUGGUGCUGCUAUGGGACAGGAAUUGAAUCAUUCUCCAAGUUGGGAGAUUCUGUAUAUUUUGAAGAGAAAGGGAAUUCUCCUGGCCUUUAUAUUAUCCAGUAUAUAUCUAGCUCUCUUGAUUGGAAGUCCAGGCAAGUUUUGAGUGCAUCGUCUACAUUGAAUCUGAGAAUACCAAGUUGGACAGAUUCAACUAGUGCAAAAGCAUCACUGAACGGAGAGGAUUUGUCUCUACCCUCUCCAGGUAAUUUCCUAACGAUAACCCGGAGUUGGGGCUCAGGUGACAUAAUCACCCUCGAGCUGCCCAUGAGUCUUAGGACAGAAGCCAUUAAAGAUGACCGGCCAGAGUAUGCAUCGAUACAGGCAAUUCUUUAUGGUCCAUAUCUUCUUGCUGGCCAUUCUAGUGGUGAUUGGGACAUCGAAACAAAGUCAGCCACUUCUCUUUCAGAUUUGAUUACUCCAGUUCUAGCUGACUAUAAUUCUCAUUUAAUAUCUCUCGCACAAGAAUCUGAUAACGCAACAUUCGCUCUGACAAGCACGAAUCACUCGAUUCAAAUGGAGAUGUACCCUGAAGCCGGAACAGACUCUGCUGUCAGUGCUACCUUCAGACUCAUCGCAAAUGACAAAGUAUCUGUCAAGCUUUCCGAACCACAAGAUUUUGUCGGGAAACUAGUCAUGUUAGAGCCCUUUGAUUUUCCCGGAAUGUUCAUAAAUCAUCAAGGGCAGGAACAAAGUCUCGAUAUCACACAAUCCUCAGAUGGCGAUGGUUCUUUGUUCCGUUUGGUUGCUGGAUUGGAUGAGAAGGACGGGACAGUUUCGUUAGAAUCUGAUGCACAAAAUGGUUGCUACAUCUAUAGUGGUGUGGACUACAAGGACAUUUCAAGUGUCAAACUUAACUGCAAUUCAGAGUCCUUAGAUUCUGAAUUCAAGCAAGCAGCAAGUUUUAAGUUGGGAAAUGGGAUUACUCAGUAUCAUCCUAUUAGUUUUGUGGCAAAAGGGGCUAUGAGAAACUUUGUUUUAGCACCAUUACUUAGCUUUAGAGAUGAAUCUUAUACUGUGUAUUUCAACAUUCAAUCAUAGUUCUAGUAAAGGGAGGCUAGAGUUGUUUCAUAUAACAAUAACACUAAGCUGUCAGUUUGGUUUACUGUUUUAACAUAUACAACCCCAGCAUAAAAUUUUGCAUAAGUUGUUCAA